Molecule: messenger RNA, 2553 nt
Organism: Melitaea cinxia (Glanville fritillary)
Lineage: Eukaryota; Metazoa; Arthropoda; Insecta; Lepidoptera; Nymphalidae
Gene: DNApol-epsilon58
Product: DNA polymerase epsilon subunit 2
Exons: 1
Coding region: 352-1929 (525 amino acids)
Biological process (GO): error-prone translesion synthesis; DNA-templated DNA replication
Cellular component (GO): epsilon DNA polymerase complex
Molecular function (GO): DNA binding
Source: RefSeq, a predicted model, not a curated record
CAUUUAAUAUACUGUAUAUGUUUUUUAUUUAUUUUUAUUUUUUCCUUUUCAUCAUAAAAUAUAUUAUUUUGUUUCUUCCUAUCCUGUUCUGAAUCCUCUCAUAAAUUCCUCUUGUCCGUUAUCCACAAUUUUUAAACAUUUUUCUUAAUUCCUGCUCGUCAUUGGCAAUGCACCAACGUGCAGUCCAUAAAAAAAAAAAAAAAAAAAAUUCUAUUUGUCACUGUCAGUUUGACAGUUGUCUGUCACAGCAUGUUUCUGUUUUGGAGUUUCGCGGGUUUUCUGUUAACUUUAUAAAUUAUUGUAAAUACAAAAAACCUGUAAACUCAUGUUUAUAUGUAACAGUGAGUUAAAAUGGCUGAAUUGCAGCAAUUAAGAUUAGAAAUAAACAAUGCCUUCAAACUUAGCGGCUUCACUAUUCGUAGAGAAGCUAGUAUAUACUUAGCGGAGCAGCUGGUGUCCUUAUCACAACAGGAAAGAAAGAAAAAGAUUGAUAAGUUACUAGCACAUAUUCUGCAUCAAUGUCUUUCACAGCCAGUUCUAGAAAAGCAACAUAUAGAAGUAGCUUACAAAGAAUGCUCGUCUUCCGGUCUUGAAGAAAGUGAAACCGUUUUGAAUAUUAUCGACGCAUUCAGUGUUCCGAAGCUCAAUUACGACAACGAGAGAAAUAAAUUUGUUAAAGAUAUUAGUGCAAGCAAUAACCUGUACCCGGAACCGAAAUGGAAAGCGCAAUUUUUGAUUGAUAGGUACACAAUGAUCUGGCACAGAACAGCAAGAAACAAACUAUUUGCGAAAGAAACGUUGCCAUCAAUGGAAAGUGAGAAUCGGUUUCAAUUACGCAAAAUUGAGGUAUUACAAAGUUCGUCAAGUAGAGUUGAUGAUGUUAUAGUGCUGGGUUUUUUAGCACAGUUGACAGAAGGAAAAUAUUAUUUAGAAGACCCAACGGGUAGUGUUUUACUCGAUUUGACAGAAACAAGAUAUCACUCCGGUUUGUUUACAGAGAGCAGCUUUGUUUUAGCGGAAGGUUACUAUGAUGAUAAAGUUUUACAUGUUAUGGGCUUAGUACUACCUCCGGCUGAAAGCCGAUCUGCAUCAUUACCAUUUUUCGGUAGCUUGAACACAUUUGGAGGGAAAUCAAAGACAUUAUUGAAGAAUUCUCAAAAUUUAUUGAAAAUUGAACAAGAAAACGAGGAUGGGGUAAUUGUUUUCAUAUCUGAUGUAUGGUUUGAUAAUUUAAAGGUUAUUUCUAAACUAAAAACAUUGUUUGCGGGGUAUAAUGAUUUUCCGCCAAUCGCAAUAGUUUUUAUGGGCGAGUUCCUAUCGUGCCCAUAUGGGUAUGAACAUAGUACACAAUUAAGAGCAGCCCUAAUUAACUUAAGUGAUGUUAUUUUUCCAUUUACAAAACUGAGGCAGUCGUGUAAAUUCAUCUUUGUACCUGGUCGAGGUGACCCCGUCGCUCCUAAUAUUUUACCAAGACCGGCAAUCCCAAAUUCAAUAACGAAAGAAAUUAGAGAAAAAUUAGGUGAUUCAGUCAUAUUUACGACAAACCCGUGUAGAAUACAAUACUGUACACAGGAAUUCGUGAUAAUGCGGCAGGAUUUAGUCACAAAGAUGUGUCGGAACUCAAUUCAUUUUCCAGAAACUGGCGAUAUUCCAGAUCACUUAACGAAAACUCUACUAAGUCAAUGCACAUUGUCUCCACUUUCAUUAGGCGUUCAACCUAUAUACUGGAAACAUGCUGAUGCAUUAAACUUGUAUCCUAUGCCAGAUUUAGUAGUUGUAGCCGAUCAUUUCCAGCCGUAUACAAGAAUGUAUCAAAACUGUCAUGUUAUGAAUCCAGGAUCAUUUCCAAGAACUGAAUUUUCUUUUAAAGUUUAUGUGCCUGCCUCUCGAACAGUUGAAGACUCACAAAUUCCCAAUGAUGAAACUUGAAAUAAAUUCAGACAACGACAUUUGCUAAUGUACCGCGGAAAAGUGAAUUCAUUUUAGAAAGUACUUCAUACCACUAAAUCUCUUACAAUAUGUAUGUUUAAUGUUGAGAAUUAUUAAUAAAAUCUGACAUAUAAGAGAUAGUUGUUGUGGAAAAACUAAAUAAAGCAGACAGUAAAUUUUAAUGGUUUAAAAUCUAUGGUAUUUUUGUAACUGAUAGUAAGUAUAGAAAUGAAUUAAGGUUGUAUUCAAUACACCUAGAAAUAAAAAGUGGAUGAAUAAUUUGUGAGACAUUGUUUUAAAUUUAAUAUUGCACAUUCUAUGCUAAUAACAUCUUACACGUUUUAAGUUUUCAUCAGGAGGUAUUUUUCAAAACUAGUAGAGUUCACUCUUCCACGAUUUCACACAAAAUUGAAAGUAAAGUAUUUUUAUCAGAAUUUAUAAUUAGGUCUUGGUUAAAAAUUAGUUUCAUUUGCUCCAAGGCUAACUGGAAGGAGAAGAAUUUGUUUAAAAAUAUUUAAAUUUAGAAAUUAAAAUUUUUGAAAAUUAUUUCCUGAUUGUUCACACUACAAUAUUUUUUACAAGAAAUGUGAAAAUGUGAAGGAUGGAAUAAAAAACAAAAUGUUA